This is a messenger RNA of Meloidogyne enterolobii, 636 nucleotides long. NCBI's taxonomy places the organism in Eukaryota, Metazoa, Nematoda, Chromadorea, Rhabditida, Meloidogynidae. The record is from the annotation of a GenBank genome assembly.
AUGUAUAAAACAGAAAAUAACCUUUUUUUAAGAAAUAUUUCUCUUUUAUUAUUUCAAAGGCAAUCAGAUUCUGAAAUAAUAUUUAAUGCUUCUACUAAAUUUACUGGAGCUGGACGUGUUUGGCUUCUUUCAGAAGCUGCUAGUAAUGCAAAAAAUAUUCCAAAAGGGGCAUUAAGUAUUCGACUUAAACAGUCAAUGAUUUCCUCUUUAAGAGAUGGUUUGGCUGUUGCUAAAGCUGGAAUUAAAUCAUUUAAACAAAAUAAUUCUUUAAAAUUUAAUCCUCCAAAAGGAUGUCAACAUUCUGUUUCUGAAUGGACAAAUUUUGCUGAAGAAAAACUUUUCGAUGAAUUAAAACGUCAACCAAUUUAUGAAACUUUGAGUGGAGAACAAAUAAAUUUUAAUGAAAGAGGCGAUAGAAAGGGAAUGACAUAUGAAAUAUUAAAUGCUAAAGAAUUUGGUGGACCUCUUGUAGUUGUUGGAAAUUUAAAUGGACGGGGAGAUUUAAUUUUGGAUGAUAGAGCAAUUAUUUGGCCUGGAGGAUUGAGAAGAAAACCCUCAGAAUUAACACUUCCAAAACAUUUAAGAGUUACUUUAGUUGUUGAUCCGCCUUUUGUAUAUGCAUUUAAAGGUAAAUAG